This is a messenger RNA of Lolium rigidum, 912 nucleotides long. Its product is annotated as pentatricopeptide repeat-containing protein At3g29290-like. The record is from RefSeq and is a predicted model, not a curated record. The coding region runs from base 27 to 842 and encodes 271 amino acids. The transcript has 3 exons. NCBI's taxonomy places the organism in Eukaryota, Viridiplantae, Streptophyta, Magnoliopsida, Poales, Poaceae. Gene Ontology annotation, molecular function: protein binding.
AGCUAGCGGUGGCUGCGUACGAGGAAAUGCUCCGCAACGGGCUUGAUCCAAGCGAGGAUAUAAUGAAGGCCGUCGUCGCUUCAUGCACCAGAGAAGGGAGGUGGGAGUUUGCGCUGGCCACGUUCAGGAGAAUGCUGAGUGCUGGCAUGAAGCCCAACAUCAUCGCGUUUAACUCGAUCAUCAACUCCCUUGGGAAGGCUGACGAAGAUGAGCUCGCAUUUAGGAUGUACCAUCUUCUGAUAUCUUCGCGGCUCGAGCCUGAUCAGUACACGUGGAGCGCGUUGCUGUCCGCAUUACAUAGGUCUGGUCGAUGUUGGGACGCCCUAGAUCUUUUUCAUGGAAUUAAAUCCAAGCAUCCGUCGGUCUUAAACAGUCAUCUGUACCACAUCGCUUUGAUGUCCUGUGAAAGGCUCGGCCAGUGGGAGCAUGCUUUGCAAUUGCUGUGGAUGAUGGAAAAACACGGGCUGCAAAUCUCAGCGGUUUCUUACAAUCACGUGAUACGUGCUUGUGAGGUUGCGUGCGAGCCGAAAGUUGCUCUGAAAGUGUACCAGCGUAUGACUCGUGAAAGGUGCUCACCGGAUACAUUCACACAUUUAUCUGUUAUAAGAGCAUGCAUUUGGGGAUCUCUCUGGGACGAAGCAGAGGACAUACUGGAGGAGGUUGAGCCAGAUUCUUCGAUCUACAACACAGUCAUCCAUGGGCUUUGUUUGAGAGGCAAACCCAUAUUAGCCAGGAAGGUGUAUAAGAAAAUGCAGAGCAUUGGGCUGACACCAGAUGGCAAGACGAGGUCCUUCAUGCUGCAGCACAUCACAUCAGUUGUUGAUCAUUUGGAGGCAGUCUGACGCUACAAUCAUUUUCUGAAUAUGGAUGUCCUCAGCUAGAGCCAACGCCUCUCUGCAAGCUAGAGCCUCC